This is a messenger RNA of Apis laboriosa (Himalayan honeybee), 2080 nucleotides long. RefSeq names its product U6 small nuclear RNA (adenine-(43)-N(6))-methyltransferase. The record is from RefSeq and is a predicted model, not a curated record. Gene Ontology annotation, cellular component: nucleus. Gene Ontology annotation, biological process: rRNA base methylation. Bases 37 to 1587 code for a protein of 516 amino acids. The transcript has 7 exons. Lineage: Eukaryota; Metazoa; Arthropoda; Insecta; Hymenoptera; Apidae. Gene Ontology annotation, molecular function: 23S rRNA (adenine(1618)-N(6))-methyltransferase activity.
CUAAAUAUUAAGAGCAAAAAAAAAUAUUUUUUGAAAAUGUCAUUAAGAAAAUUCAUGCAUCCAAGAAAUAAAUAUAAAAAAAUACCAGAUUUCAAAGAACUUGCUUUAUUAUAUCCAAAGUUUCGUGAUAUUGCAAAUAUUGAUUUAACAGGAAAGAUAAAGAUUGACUUCAAAAAUGAAGAAAGCCUACGUGUGCUUACAGAAGUUUUAUUAAAACAUGAUUUUAAUCUAGAAGUAAAAAUACCUUCAAAUAAAUUAGUACCAACUCUACCAUUACGAAUAAAUUAUAUUUUAUGGAUUGAAGAUUUAAUGAAAUAUAUUUCUUUUAUUGAAAUGCAAGAAGUAAUUGGCAUAGAUAUUGGUACUGGGGCAGUUUGCAUUUAUCCUUUAUUGUUUGCAAAAAUGUAUGGAAAUCAAAUGAUUGGUACGGAAGUUGAUGAAACAAGCAUACAAACAGCAAUUCAACAUAUUGAAAAUAAUAAAUUGCAUCAUAUAAUAAAAGUAUUUAAAGUAAAUGAAGGAACAAUAUUGAAGGAUAUUAUAAAAGGAAAUAAUAUCUAUCACUUUACAAUAUGUAAUCCACCUUUUUUUGAGAUAGAAGAAUUAUCAGAAAAAAUAAUAAAACGUUUACCACCAAGAAAUGCUUCAACAGGAAACAAAGUUGAACUUACAGUUCAAGGUGGUGAAAGAGCAUUUGUAACACAAAUGAUUAAAGAAAGUAUAGAGAUUAAAGAAAAAAUAAAAAUUUAUACCACAAUGUGUGGUAAAAGAAGUAAUUUAUUAUUUUUAUUAAAAUUUCUAAAACAAAAAAAUAUAGAAAAUGUGACAUGGACAGAAUUUUGUCAAGGUCAUACAAAACGAUGGGGAUUGGCUUGGUCAUUUUUACCAAAAGAUGUUGUUAAUUUAAUAAAUGCUCCAGUUAUUAGAAAAAGUGAAGAUUAUAUUGCAAAAUUACUUAGACAACAACAUCCAAUAGAGAUACAAUUUCCAAUACAACAUAGAUUUCUUUCUUUUGAUAAUUUAGUUAAUUUUUUGGAAGAAAUAAUGAAAGAAUUAAAUAUACAAAUCAAAAAAUUAAAUUUGCCAAUUGACAAUUUUAAUGGUUGGUCAUGUCAACUAAUUGCAGAAAAUGAUACAUGGUCACAUGCACGUAGAAAACGUCGAUUAGCUCAAAGAUUAAUGAAUCAAUUUAUAGAUCAUAACACAAAAUGUAUAACUACAACAAAUGAUAUAGAAUAUUCUACAAAAAAAUUAAUGAAAAAUACUUCAAAAAAUAUAAUUGAAGAUCAAACAAUUAAAGAAUUACAAGAAACUGUUAUAAAAGAACCUUUGUUAAUAUGUAACUUUUUUGCUGAAUUAAUAGAACAUGAAGAAGCUAAAAAUAAUGAUGUAAAAAUAUUUAUGGUCCUUGAAAAAGGAACUGGUGGCAAGAAUGCUUUAGAAACAUUUCGACAAUAUUUAAUAAACAAAUUAGAUAUUAGAGAAUAUUUUCAAAAAUCACAUGAAAAACCAAAUAAAAAGAAACGAAAACGAUUAAAAACAAGCAAAAUUGAAAUGAAUUUGAAUCAAAUUAAAAAUUUUGUAUAAGAUAUCACUUUAUGUUCCAUACAAAAUGAUUUAUUUUAUGUAAACUUUAUAGUCAUCAUAUAACAAAAAUUAUGUAACAGAUUCAAAUUUUCGCAUAAAAUGACGAUAAAACAACGGUGAUAGAAAAAUGAAAGAAAGCUUUUUUUUCGUGAUGUAUACGAAUGGUAUAAAAACGAUUAACAAAGCUAUAUAAAUUUAUCUUGUUGAAUACAAUGCAAAUACUAUCUUUUAUUAAUUUUUGUAUAAUCUAUAUUAUUUUUAAACAUGUAUUAUUUAUGAAAAAUCUAUCAAUAUUCUUUAAAAGAAAAUUAUCUAUAGUAUUCAUAUUGAAUUCAACAAGACUAACCUCAAAUUAGCAAUAUCUAAAAAUAGAAAACAUGACUUUAAUAUAUAUUCCAUGUAUCGAUAGCAACUAAAAUGAAUGACAUUAAUGCCUAAAUGGCACAAAACAUGAUUUCAUAUAUGUAAUAAUAAAAUAGCUUAUAGAAAAAAA